AUGUAUUUAAAACGGAAACUGGGCCAAGUAAAGCCUGUCAACGUUAUAAUGCAUUUACUAAACUAUUUACUACUACAUGGACCAUUACAUGGCCAUUUACGCCAUUGAAUCGCAUAUUAAAAUAUUCCGUGCACUCUAUAAAUAAUAGAAACUGCUGUACUAUCGCAUAUUUAGUGCCCUUAUAGAGAGGGAGUUGUGCUGUUUGAGACACAGCCAUGGUGAGUGUCGCCCCGGCAAAGCUGCACUGUAAGCCGCCAUCUUGAAUUCACUGUCAACAAGCUGAGCACGAGUGAAGCAAUCUGAUCACCUAGACACGGUUGUCAUUGUCAGUUUUUUUUUUUUAUCAAACCAGCUUAUCUGUUCAUAUAUCACCUUAAAAAAGGAAUAAAACGCAGCUCAUAAAUUUUGAAUAAACUAGAAAAUGUAGUGUACUUCCGGCCGCCUCGCGACGUGUUAUGGACAGUUUACAUAUUGAAAAAUGUUGCGUUUAAUUACAAGCGCACAAUAAUGAGGCCUUGUGUGAGUAUGGUCAGACGUGCAGUCUGGAACUGCAGACUCAAGGUUGGACAUGGAGCAUUUUACACAACUCCAACAGUCCCAAUGCGAACACGGUGCACGGAAAUCAGGAGCAAAUGGACCAAACCAUCUGGUUAUGACACUGGCAUCAAAACUUUCAACAGCCUCACCAAACAGAAGGAGCCUCUGAUUGUGGCACAAGAGGGAAGAGCAACCUGGUACAGUUGUGGCCCCACAGUUUAUGAUCAUGCCCAUCUUGGUCAUGCAUGCUCUUACGUCAGAUUCGACAUCCUGCAGAGGAUUUUAACCAGGAUAUUCGGAAUAAACGUAACUCAUGUCAUGGUCAUCACAGACGUCGAUGAUAAGAUCAUACAAAGAAGCCUUGAGGAGAGAAUCUCACCGCUUGUACUUGCCAGAAUGUAUGAAGAGGAGUUUAAAAGAGACAUGCUGGCCCUGAAGGUUCUCCCGCCAUCUGUGUAUAUGAGAGUCACAGAUAACAUUCCUCAGAUUGUAGCUUUCAUUGAGGGCAUAAUCAGAAAUGGUCAUGCUUAUGCCACGAGCCAAGGGGAUGUCUACUUUGAUACUCAAUCAAUCGGCAACCGUUACGGCAAGCUUGCGAACAUUGGGAAUUUUGCUGGGGAAUCAGAGAGCAAAGAUAAAAGGAACCCUCGAGACUUUGCCCUGUGGAAAGCCUGGAAGCCACUUGAACCUUUCUGGGAGUCUCCAUGGGGAAGAGGAAGACCUGGCUGGCACAUUGAGUGCUCCACUAUUGCAAGCUCUGUGUUUGGAAGUCAGUUGGACAUCCAUUCGGGAGGGGUCGACCUGGCCUUUCCUCACCAUGAGAAUGAAAUUGCUCAGUGUGAGGCCUACCACAAGUGUGACCAGUGGGGGAACUACUUCCUGCAUUCAGGCCACCUCCAUUUGAAAGGCAGUGCUGAAAAGAUGUCCAAGUCCUUGAAGAAUUAUAUUACAAUAAAGGAGUUUUUACAGUCAUAUACUGCCAAUGAAUUUAGGCUGUUUUGUCUCUUAACCAAGUACAGAUCAGCAAUUGAUUACAGUGAUGCCAGUUUGAUUGAGGCUCGCUCUACGCUCUCAUCCAUCUCUGACUUCAUCCAUAAUGCCCAGGCCUACAUGCAGGGUCACAUACAGUGCCAAGACAUACAUGAAAGCUUUUUAUGGGAGAGGUUAUCACUCACACAGGCCACUGUGCGAAAUGUACUUGCAGAUGACUUUGAUACACCAAAUGCAAUGGAGGCCAUCAUGAACCUCAUUUACCAUGGAAACUGUCAGCUUCAGCCUGUUUCCAAGGUUAAUGAAGGAUCUAGGUGCCCAGCAGUGUUUGGAGCAAUUCUGUCUUACAUCAGGGAUAUUAUGGAUGUUCUUGGAGUUGAUCUGCUGCAUGAAAAGGAGUCAUCCAGCGCUGAAUCAUCCAAUAUUUUACACAAUGUAGUGGAGCAGUUGGUGCAUUUUCGCAGUGAAGUUCGAAACUUUGCUCUCUCUGUGGAGGAUGGAGCGACUCAGGAACAUCACACCAGCCAAGUGCUUCAGAGAAAGAGACCACAGCAAGACAGAUUGCCCUUGCUGAAGGCUUGUGAUGCUCUUCGCAAUGAUCUAAUGCCUUUGGGAGUUCAAAUUAAGGACAGAGGCACCAAAUUCACCUGGGAAAUCAACCAACAGAAGGACAAAGGAAAUAAAGAAAGCUAGACUUUAACUCAGUCUAUUUUGGGAAACUGGAUCAGCUUUUCUGUUAACUUAUCUAAAUGUUAUUUUUAUUUUGAAAACGUAAAAAAACAAAUGGAAUAUGGUUAGCUUCUUUUGAUCCAGCCACUAACUCUUCAGUCAUCAUUUGGGAUAAUGUUAUAAUUUACCAAUAGUCCAUGCAGCACACUUACUUGAAUUGCAAAUAAUUAGAUGUGUAAAUAAAAGCUGUUAUGCACUGUA
Molecule: messenger RNA, 2457 nt
Organism: Silurus meridionalis
Lineage: Eukaryota; Metazoa; Chordata; Actinopteri; Siluriformes; Siluridae
Gene: cars2
Product: cysteinyl-tRNA synthetase 2, mitochondrial
Exons: 15
Coding region: 508-2220 (570 amino acids)
Biological process (GO): cysteinyl-tRNA aminoacylation
Cellular component (GO): cytoplasm
Molecular function (GO): cysteine-tRNA ligase activity; ATP binding
Source: RefSeq, a predicted model, not a curated record